Oreochromis niloticus (Nile tilapia) is the source of this 1815-nucleotide messenger RNA. Its product is annotated as cytochrome P450 2J2. The record is from RefSeq and is a predicted model, not a curated record. Gene Ontology annotation, cellular component: intracellular membrane-bounded organelle; cytoplasm. The coding region runs from base 112 to 1593 and encodes 493 amino acids. Lineage: Eukaryota; Metazoa; Chordata; Actinopteri; Cichliformes; Cichlidae. The transcript is spliced from 9 exons. Gene Ontology annotation, biological process: xenobiotic metabolic process. Gene Ontology annotation, molecular function: iron ion binding; heme binding; oxidoreductase activity, acting on paired donors, with incorporation or reduction of molecular oxygen, reduced flavin or flavoprotein as one donor, and incorporation of one atom of oxygen.
GGGCCUCUUUUUCCUGAGCACUCUGCAGCCUGAUGAUAACACCACACAUACCACAGUACUCUUUGCUGGGUCGCACUGCUUCUCUGCAGAGGGAUUUCUGAUACUUCAACCAUGAUUUUUCAAGCUUUCUUCGAUUGUAUGAAUUUUACUAGUUGGUUUUUGCUCAGUUUUGUAUUGUUAAUUUUAAAUGAUGUAAUACGAAACCGGAGGCCUCGCAACUUUCCACCAGGACCCUGGGCUCUGCCUCUGCUAGGAAAUGUCUUCACUGGAGUAGACUACAAAACAAUGCAUGAGCUGGCUCAGAAGUACGGCCCCGUGUUCAGUUUGAGGAGGGGCAGUGAGAGGAUGGUGUUUGUUGCAGGAUAUAAAAUGGUCAAAGAGGCUCUUGUCAGCCAGCUGGACAGCUUUGUUGAUCGACCAAUCAUCCCUCUUUUCCAUGUUGUAUUAAAGGGCUUAGGGAUAUCUAUGAGCAACGGUUAUCUUUGGAAGAAGCAGAGGAAGUUUGCCAACACUCACCUGCGUUACUUUGGAGAAGGCCAAAAGUCACUGGAGAAGUACAUUGAAGUGGAGUGCAACUUCCUUUGUGAAGCUUUCAAGGAGGAGCAAGGUAGACCAUUCAACCCCCACUACAUCAUGACAAAUGCAGUGGGUAACAUCAUCUCCUCUGUGGUCUUCGGACAUCGCUUUGAAUACACUGAUCCGAGCUUUCGCAAAAUUCUGGAGCUGGACAAUGAUGCCCUUCUGCUUGCUGGUUCAGCUCAGGCACAGCUGUAUGAUGCCUUUCCUGGCUUGAUGAAGUAUCUGCCAGGACCUCACCAGACUGUCCAUGCCAACUACAGGGAGAUCAUGACUUUCUUAAACAGAGAAAUUGAAAAGCACCAGGAAGAGUGGAACCCAGAUGACCCUCGUGAUUUCAUUGAUGCAUAUCUGUCAGAGAUGGAGAAGAAAAAAGAGGAUCCUCGUGCUGGCUUUAAUACUGAAACACUUCUGGCUUGUACCCUUGAUCUGAUUGAGGCUGGGACAGAGACAUCUUCCACCACUCUACGCUGGGCUCUAGUAUUUAUGAUCAACUACCCAGAAAUACAGGAGAAAGUGCAGGCAGAGAUAGACAGAGUAGUCGGACAGUCUCGCCUGCCCACCUUGACGGAUAGGCCCAAACUGCCCUACACUGAUGCUGUUAUCCACGAGACCCAGAGGGUUGGAAAUAUUGUUCCACUGGGAUUACCAAAAAUGGCCAGUAAAGAUUCUACACUGGGAGGAUACUUCAUUCCUAAGGGCAUGGCUGUUACUACAAUACUUUCAUCUGUGCUGUUUGAUAAGAAUGAGUGGGAGACUCCAGAUGUCUUCAAUCCUGAACAUUUCUUGGACUCAGAGGGCAAAUUUCAAAAAAGAGAUGCCUUCUUGCCAUUUUUAGCAGGUAAACGUGUGUGUAUCGGUGAGCCCCUGGCCAGAAUGGAGCUCUUCCUUUUCUUUGCAUCUCUGCUCCAACGCUUCACCUUCAGACCUGUUCCUGGAAAAAUGCCGAGCUUGGAGGGUGUGUUGGGUUUCAACAAUUCCCCUGAGGAGUUCAGGAUGCAGGCAGUGCCUCGCUGAUGUCAUGUCGGGCAAACACAAAGAUGAAUAAACUGAAACUCCACAGGCUUCAUGGAACCACCAAAGAUUUAAUGAACAUUUCACAUAUUGAGACACUAUAUGCAUGUUACAAUCCUAAUUGUUGCCAUACUUUUAUUUCUUGUUUUAUUGUGAAGCACUUUGAUUUUUAUCUGUGAAAAGUGCUAUAUAAAACAAUAAAACUUUCUUGCUUACCUGCUGAAA